GCGCCGCUGGAUUGCGCAGUCAUGCUCACCGCCACGGCAGAGGUGCCGACUACCGCGGACGCUCCCGGAUCUGCGGAGCCGCCGUGGGCCUGGAGAGACGCCCCGAUCGCCACGUUGGUACGGAGGAUCCAGCAGCUGCAGAAUGAACGCGCGCAGGCCUUCCGCCGCCUGGACCAAGCUCACCGCCAGUACCUGCUCAGUGGCCAGCACCACGACUUCCCGCGGUACCGGACUGUCGUGCACGAGGUGACCCAGGUCUUCGCCGCCGCCUCGCGGGAGGUGCUGGCGGUGGAGGCGGAACUAGCGGGGCCUCGCAAGCAGCUGAUGCUCGCUCGUCACGUGCGCAGCCUGCAGGAGCUGGAACAGACGCGCCUGGCCACAGUGGCGCUGCUGCAGGUGAUGGGGACGCCAGGAGUGUCAGAACAGGAGGACCCUGAAAAGCUGCGCCAGCUGAAAAUCAAGGUAAUUAAAACCAUGGAGGCGAUCAGCGAGGUUCUGCAGGAACUCAGGUUUGAUGCCGAAUCUGCAGAGUGAGGGCGGCUCCCAAGGGACCAGAGGAAGAUGGGAAAAGAGGCCCAUGGCGUCCAGCCCAGGCCUGACCGCCAGCUGGCUGAGGUCAUGCCCCGCCGGGCUGCCCUCCAAUGCGCCUCACAAAAUAAAGAAUCCUCCCUCUGCGGCUUUCC
This is a messenger RNA of Onychomys torridus (southern grasshopper mouse), 683 nucleotides long. It is a transcript of the gene Rex1bd, whose product is annotated as required for excision 1-B domain containing. The coding region runs from base 22 to 534 and encodes 170 amino acids. Lineage: Eukaryota; Metazoa; Chordata; Mammalia; Rodentia; Cricetidae. The record is from RefSeq and is a predicted model, not a curated record. The transcript has 5 exons.